Molecule: messenger RNA, 2982 nt
Organism: Schizosaccharomyces osmophilus
Lineage: Eukaryota; Fungi; Ascomycota; Schizosaccharomycetes; Schizosaccharomycetales; Schizosaccharomycetaceae
Gene: kap114
Product: karyopherin/importin beta family nuclear import signal receptor Kap14
Exons: 8
Coding region: 1-2982 (993 amino acids)
Biological process (GO): protein import into nucleus
Cellular component (GO): nuclear envelope; cytosol
Molecular function (GO): small GTPase binding
Source: RefSeq, a predicted model, not a curated record
AUGGCAGAAAGCAAUAUUAAAAAAGCUCUUGAGCUCGCUCAAUACCCUGAAACCAAUGUUCGUUUACAGGCAGAACUUGAAUUGAAGACUUUGGAAACUUUGCCUGAUUUCCCUCUGUACUUGACAAACAUCGCAGCUUCUAGGGCUUCAAUUCCCUUGCGAUUGGGAUCCUUGAUUUAUUUGCAGCGUUUUAUCACUCAUCACUGGUCUCCUUUGUUUGAACAGUUCCAAGAAGGACCUAUACCUGAUGAGAAUAUUAAGCGCACGGUGAAAGAGAUCCUUCUUCGCCAAUUGCUUUCUUUGGAAAACCACCAGCUUAAUAAAGCAGUCGCUUAUGCAGUAUCUUUGAUAGCAAAUGUUGACUUCCCCGACGAGUGGCCUGAAGUUUUUCCUUGCCUUCUACAGUUACUCGAGUCAAACAACGAAAAUUCUAUUAAUGCCGCUCUUGAUGUGUUGUGUGAGUUAAUUGAUGAAUCACUAGUGGAAGAACAAUUCUUCAUUAUAACCCCACGCCUUUCUGAGACUUUGUAUCAGCUGGUUUUGCCAACUCCUCCUAAUGAUUCUUUACGAAAAUUGCAAGCCCGUGCAAUAGGAUUGUUUCGUUCGUGCCUGGAGUUACUGGAAAUGUACAAAGAAACCCGUUCUGAGCCAGUCCGCGUCUUUGUUGAUCGACUAUUGCCUCCAUGGAUGGAUUUGUUCACCCAAAAAUUACAGUCUCCUCUUUUUCAGGGUAAUGAACUCUUGGGUGACUCUACGGGUACAUUUUGCAUAAUGGGAGAAAUUUCAUUGUCUUUAUCGAAGCUUAGGGAAUUGUUUCCAUCAAAGUUAUCGACCUAUGUUGUAAGACUGGUAGAUCUCAUAUGGGAUAUUCUCCAAAAGCUGCUCCCAAUUUAUCUCAGGGAUGUAGUUUUUGGCAAUCCUGUAAAUGAGAACGUUUUUGGCAUCGAAUUUCCAUUUCGUUACUUAAUUGAACUCCUUCAGUUCGUUGGUGUGGCUCUACAAAACAAAUCUGUUCAAGCUCUAUUCUUGGCCACCAAUGCUUCUUCAUCUUCUCUUCCUCCUUGUAUCUCCAUUUUGGUGCAAUAUGCUCAGCUUUCUAAAGGCCAAGUUGAACUUUACGAAAACGACGUUAACGAGUAUAUAGUCAACGAAACAAACUAUGACUCAAUUGUUGAUACAGUCCGCGGAGCUGCUGUCAAUGUGCUUUCUUCUUUUGAACAGCACACAAAUUUAGGGCUCCAGCAGCAUAUUCGGGAACUGGCCGCUACAUACGUAUUGCAAAAUGACAUAAAUUGGGUUGAUCAAGAAGCUUUAUUAUACGCAUGCUGUUCAAUCGAUGCUACUUCAGAUGAUACUUACGACGAUUUUUUGGAGCCCGUAUACAAAGCCAUAUCUGUUCGAAUGCAAACUUCAAAUGUUCCGGAAAUAUUGAUGGCUGGUUUCUUUAACUUCGUUGGCUACUUUUCAGAAAGUACUCCUUUAGCUAUUGAAUUUUUCCAAAUAUUUUUGAAUUGCAUUUCAAAUGCUGCUCAAUCGGAUUUGGUCAAAUAUGCUGCCAUUAAGGGAAUUGAGAGGUUAUGCUCAGUCAGUGAAAUAAAACCAUCAACUUCGGUACAACCUGCUGUUUUACAAGUCCUUAGAGAGUUUGUGCAAAACAGCUAUGAUGAAUCACUCGUUCUUCUCGUUGAAGCAAUUACAGCGUUAGCCCGAUUAGACUGUGAAAAGGCUGCGGAACCGGAUAGUUCGUUUAUUCCUGUAUUAUUCAAUCUUAUAGCUAAUAAUCCUUCUGAUCCUUAUCUUUCUGGACUAAUUGAAGAUACAUUUGAGGAUCUUACUAGUGAGGCUGCUAGUUAUGAAAGUGUCUGCGAAAUAACUAUGCCAGAACUUUUACAAGUUUUAAGCCAUCCGGACCCCAACCUGGUAAAUGUUGGUUGCACCCUUCUUUCUUCUUUAAUUCGUGCAGGGCCUUCUCCUCUUCCUAAUGGCUUUAUCAACUACGUUUUGCCCCCUAUUUACCAAAUUACAGAAACACAUAAUGAUGAUCUGGAGUUGCUUCAACUUUCACAAGAAAUUAUAAGAGAGCUGUUGCGUAAAGACUGCCCUCAGGUAUUAAGAUCAGAAAUAUCAGGAGCAACCGGACUUCAGUAUAUUCUGUAUAUAUUGCAGAAACUCUUAUUGAGUAAGUCCGAUGAUUCCUCAUGCUUCCUUGUGGGCACCAUUCUCUUAGAACUUUUGGAGCAUGCAAAUCAAGCCUUAGAUUUGCAUCCUGUUUUGCUUUCUUGUUUGCAAAGAGCAGUUGUUGCUGAACAACCUCGCUUUAUUCAGAGCAUCAUUUACGUUUUUUCUAAAAUGAUUAACAAAAACGCUGAAGCUGUCUUGAAUUUUUUGAGCGGCUGUACUUUAGAUGAUAGAGGAACAUCUGCAUUGGAAGCGUUGAUGCAAGUUUGGUGUGAUAAUUAUGUUUACUUCAGUAACUUCAAGAACUUAUCUGUCAUCUGUAUCGCAAUGACAAAUAUCUAUAAAGCAGAGACAAGUCUUUUGGAUGCAAUUCAAGUGAAAGGUGAUAUUAUAUCACAAUCUGAUAGAAUCGUUACCCGUUCACAGUCUCGUUUACAUCCAAACCAGUAUACUUCCAUCAACGUACGAGAAAAAUUGAUAAAACUGUUACUGGAUGAAUAUAUUUCACUUUUUAGAGAAUCUAUUGUUGAAGAAGUUUCCAAUGAUGAGGGUGAUGAUUGGGACGAUGGCCCAUCGAAUGUAGAAGAAGACUUUGGUUUAUCUGCUGAUGAAAUAAACGAACUUGCUAAAGAUGAAUUUCCAUCUGUAAAAACGCCCGCUGAAGGAGAGGAUGAUACGGCAGACUUACAGUUCCAUCUGCUUGAUUUUUUCAAAAGUGCGAUGGCAGCCAAUCUUAAUAACUUUAAUGAUUGUGCUUCAAGGCUUACUGUAGAGCAGCAAGCUGCUUUGGCAAACAUUAAAUAG